This is a messenger RNA of Anoplophora glabripennis (Asian longhorned beetle), 819 nucleotides long. RefSeq lists its product as uncharacterized. Gene Ontology annotation, molecular function: olfactory receptor activity; odorant binding. Lineage: Eukaryota; Metazoa; Arthropoda; Insecta; Coleoptera; Cerambycidae. Gene Ontology annotation, biological process: sensory perception of smell; detection of chemical stimulus involved in sensory perception of smell. Gene Ontology annotation, cellular component: plasma membrane. The transcript has 5 exons. The record is from RefSeq and is a predicted model, not a curated record. Bases 43 to 798 code for a protein of 251 amino acids.
CUUUCAUUCGUUUGCAUAUAUAUUUUGAACGUGUAUCCUCUAAUGGAAAUGCCGAAAGGGGUAAAACGCCUUCCGAAUCCCGUCUGGACGCCGUUUGACACGAAUGUCAGCCCGCUGUACGAGAUUUUGUACUUUCUUCUGGUUUGCAGUCAAGUGUUGACGGUGUUCGGCAAUGGGUAUUACGAUUUUGCGUACGGUUCUGCGACACAGCACCUCUGUGCUCAGCUGCUGUUGUUGAAGGAACAACUGAAGAAUAUAACCGUUGGAAUAAUGCCUCACGCUUCCGACUUGGAAAAAUUUCAUUCUGGAUAUUUUCAGAAACGAGUCAUGGAGAGACUGAAGAUCUGUGUCAGGCAUCAUUGUAGAUUAUUAAAAUAUGGUAAAAAUCUUGACAAAUAUUCAUCAAGCAUUCUGCUACUUCAGUUGCUAAUGAGCUAUCUGGCAAUGGUUAUUAAUGGAUAUAUUCUAACUUCUAAUAAAGCUGACACUCUCCAAACUGUUGAGAUAUGUUCUUAUACAAUGACCAUUUUUACUGAGUUCGUAGUUUUUUCAGUUCAAGCUUCUGACUUAAAAGAUCAGAGUAUCACUGUGGUUGAUGCUGUAGCUCUGUCUGAAUGGUAUUUAUUUAAAGCUCCUAUCAAGAAGGCUCUUGCUCUCCUUACAAUGAACGCCGAAAAAAGUAUCGUCAUCACUGUUGGAGGAAUGCUUGAAGCAGACAAUUCUCUUAUUAUUGAGGUUGUACUGAAAGCUUUCUCGGCGAUUACACUACUGAAGGCACUAACAAUCGAAGAAGGGUAGUGAAUUGUCGCAACACCAUCG